UGCCCCGAAACCCCCCCUCCCACCCCGGAGACCCCCGACGCCCCCCCAAAAUCGGAUUCGGGGCCGUUCUCGGUGGUCGACACCUUCCUGAGCGCCCCCGACAUCCUCCCCCGCCACUGCCUGGUGCAGGCCGGGGCGGGGGGCGACCCGGGCGGGGACCCCCCCUCGGCCACCGUGCGGCCUUUUCGGGGCGCCCCCGCCACCCUCAACGGGUCCCCGCUGCUCCGCCGGGCGCCCCUCAACCCCGGCGACCUUCUGGGGCUGGGGGAGCACGUCCUGCUGCUCUACAAAGACCCCCGGCUCGGGGAGGGCGCCCGGCCGCCGUGGGUGCCGGCGCCCCGCGCGGCCCCGGGGCUGCUGGGGGUCCUGGGGUGCGCGGGCUGCGGGAGGAGCCCCCGCGAGCGGCGGGACGCGCUGCGGGAGGCCCUGGAGAGCCCCCGGGCCGAGCUCCGCUACCGGCCCCAGGACGAGGGGACGCUGCUCAGGGACAUCCUGGACAUGGAUCUGGGCGGGGGUCCCGGCGGGGAGGCUGGGGAGGGGUCCCCCGGGGGGGAUUCCGGGGAGGAUUUGGGGGUCCUGGCCCCCGCCUUCCUGCUGGGGCUGUGCCUGGACCACGCGGCCCGAGAGUUCCCGGCGGGACAUUUCCCCGAGCUGCUGGGCAAGGUGGCCGGGAUGCUGCGGGAGACGGUCUGGGAGAAGAUCAAGGAAAUUGGGGACAGGCAGCCGGAGAGCCCCCCGGACGGGGACCCCCCGCCCGCGCUGGACCUGGCCGGGGUCAGCUCGGACCUGCGGCCGCUGCUGCUCUGGCUGGCCAACGCCGUGGAGCUGCUGAACCUGGCCCAGGGCCACCUGCAGGGCCUGGAGCGAGAGCUGGACAUCGAAGGGCCGUGCCCGGAGCUGGAGCGGGACCUGGAGCGCUGUGACGAGGCCCUGGGGGUGCUGGACGAGGUCAUCAUGUCCACGUUCCAGCAGAGCGUCUACUACCUGACCAAGACGCUGUACUCGGCGCUGCCCGCCCUGCUGGACACCAAAUCCCCCCCAAAUCCCCCCAACCCCCCCCGAGCCCGCUUACCGCAUUCAUUGGGGCAAUAA
This is a messenger RNA of Lonchura striata (white-rumped munia), 1092 nucleotides long. The record is from RefSeq and is a predicted model, not a curated record. NCBI's taxonomy places the organism in Eukaryota, Metazoa, Chordata, Aves, Passeriformes, Estrildidae.